Messenger RNA from Pseudoliparis swirei, 8051 nucleotides. It is a transcript of the gene pou2f1b, whose product is annotated as POU class 2 homeobox 1b. NCBI's taxonomy places the organism in Eukaryota, Metazoa, Chordata, Actinopteri, Perciformes, Liparidae. The transcript has 15 exons. The record is from RefSeq and is a predicted model, not a curated record. Gene Ontology annotation, molecular function: DNA-binding transcription factor activity, RNA polymerase II-specific; RNA polymerase II cis-regulatory region sequence-specific DNA binding. Gene Ontology annotation, cellular component: nucleus. Bases 1 to 2082 code for a protein of 693 amino acids. Gene Ontology annotation, biological process: regulation of transcription by RNA polymerase II.
AUGGCGGACGGAGGAGCAGCGAGUCAAGAUGAGAGUUCAGGACCAGAUGCUAAAGUGAAUAAUCAGUCAGAAACUACUAAAUGUGCAAUGGAAAGUGGUGACGGGAACACCGGAAUCCAAAUCAAUGGGUUUGACUUUCAGAGGCAGACGAUGCCGGCAAUCACUAACGCACACGCACAAGCCCUCCUCCAACAGUCUAAGUCGGAAGACUCGAGCGCUCUUCCGACCUCCGUCCAGCAGAGCGUAUUGCCUCAAACCCAGCUAAUGUUGUCCGGGGGACAGAUUGCAGGAUUGACCCUGACCCCGGCGCAGCAGCAGAUGUUGCUCCAGCAGGCCCAAGCUCAGCUGCUGGCUGCAGCCGUGCAGCAUUCAGCCAGCCAGCAGAACAGCACCACCGGGGCCAGCAUCUCGGCCUCCGCAGCCGCACCCAUGAGCCAGCUGCCCAUGUCACAGCCCAUCCAGAUCGCCUCUCAGCUACAGCCGCAGAAUCUAAGCCUGCCUCAGUUUGUUCUGCUGCAGCCCGGCCACCCGAUCGCCACUCUACAGCAGCCCACUCAGUUCAUCAUCUCACAGCCAACGCAGGCCCAACAGGGCCUAUUGCAAGCCCAGGGUCUUCUGAAUCUACCUCAAAGCCAAGCUAACCUCCUGCCGACUCAACAAAGCAUCACCCUCACAACUCAGCCUGCGACUCCAACCCGCACAACAGCAGCCACACCUAUUCAGUCCCUGGCCCACAGUCAAACUACACCCAAACGGCUAGACACCCCCACCUUGGAGGAGCCCAGCGAUCUAGAGGAACUGGAACAGUUCGCCAAGACCUUCAAACAGAGGCGCAUCAAACUGGGCUUCACACAGGGGGACGUUGGCCUGGCCAUGGGGAAGCUGUAUGGAAACGACUUCAGCCAAACGACCAUCUCUCGCUUUGAGGCCUUGAAUCUGAGCUUUAAGAACAUGUGCAAACUGAAGCCAUUGCUGGAGAAGUGGCUCAACGAUGCAGUUUGUGCAGAGAGCCUGACGUCUGACCAGUCCCUGUCCAGCCCCAGUGCCCUGGGCUCCCCCGGCAUGGGCAUAGAGGGGAUCAACCGCAGACGGAAGAAGAGGACCAGUAUUGAGACCAACAUCCGAGUGGCCUUAGAAAAGAGUUUUCUGGAGCAGAACCAAAAACCUACCUCUGAAGAGAUCACCAUGAUCGCUGACCAGCUCAACAUGGAGAAGGAGGUGAUUCGGGUCUGGUUCUGCAAUCGCCGGCAGAAAGAGAAGAGGAUUAACCCCCCCAGCAGCUGCAUCAGCGGAAUAGGCAGCACCCCCAUUAAAACCAUCUUUACCCCCAGUAGCCCUUUGGUGGCCAGCACAGCAAGCCUUGUGAGCAGUCCGACGAUUAACACAUCCACCACUCUGACUGUAAACCCAGUGAUGCCUCUCACCAGCGUCUCCAAUUUGUCUUUCACAGGCACAAACACUGCAUCCGUCAUCUCCGCUGCGACGCCGAUUUUUACCACGGCCAGCUCUCCGUCUUUAAGUCCCUCGCCGACGACCAUUCUGUCCAAUAACUCGGAGAGCAAGAUGCAAACCAUCUUCAACCAGAUCCCGACAAACAUCCUGGGAUCGGGGCAGCUGAUGGUGUCGGCGUCGGGGCUGUCGGCGGCGCUGCAGGGUGCACAGUUACCCGGCAGCUUUGCCGCUAUGGCUGCUGCUGCCGGGCUCAAUUCGGGACUGAUGGCGUCCUCCCAGUUCACUCAGGGGGGGGCCCUGCUCAGUCUGACCGGCGGCCUCGGCGGCGUGCUGAGUCCUGCCCUCAUGAACAACAACACCUUGGCGACCAUCCAAGGCGUGUAUCAAUCGCUGGCUUCGAGUGGCAUCACUUCUCUGGAUGGCAGCAACCUGCUGUUCGCCAACACUUCUGCCGGCACGCCGAUCUUCCUGACCCCCCAGAACCUGUCGCUGCUCACCGGCUCGCCCCUCAGCCUGGUGUCGGCCGGGCCGGGGGGGCUGCAGAUCAUUGCUGACGCUCAUCAUCAAGCCACCACGGCGGCCGUGCCUGUUCAAACCUCGACCAUUACCACUGCCUCCAAGGCUCAGUGAAGCCAGCCGGGCGGCGUCCUGAAUUAAGGGCCCUAUUCCUUCUGUCGUGCACUACCUUCACACCAUGUAGGGAAUAGGGAGGCUGUUGGCUAUAGGCUCUGCGCUUCACUAACCUCCCCACAUUCUUUCCACUGUAUCUAUCAUUAUUUAAUCCUUUUGCUGCCACCAAAAAGAAAACGACCUCAAAUGAGGUUGAGGUUGACUUUUUUUAUUUUGUUUUUUGUUUCCUGUUUUCUUUUAUGAUUCUUGGAUGUUGUUUUCCCACAAACAGUCGCCAGAUGGACACUGUUGUUGACCUGCCGCUCCUCAUGAACCUUGAAAAGUGUCCAGGGAAAAGAAUAUAUAUCCUCGGCACCAUCAAGCGGUUCAUAUUUUAUAUAUAUAUAUAUAUAUCCCCAUAUUUCCAUGUCAGAAUUUUGUCUGUAAUACUUCUAACCAAAAACUUUAGGAUUUUGCUCUUUUAACAUUCAAACUAAACAAUUUACUACUAAUUUUACUCUAUUCAUCAUCACUAAUGGGGAUUUGUGUGUCACCCCAUCUUUAAUGAAUUCUUGUAUUUUUUUUGGACAGGCCUUGACGUAAAUCAUAUCAGUUAAAUUUGUAGAGACUUUUUAUUUUUUCUUUGCAGUUUUGUUUUUUUACAUUUUCAGAACUUUGUAAGUCUAAUAUCAGUUCAAAUUUAACGAUCAAUUUUUAAUCGUGGUUAUAAGGCUUUAAAAACAAGUAAUAAGUGGCCGAUAAAGGUUGUCAUUGCUUUAAGGCUCAGAGGGACGGGACGCGUCUCUCUGAGCCUCCUUCUGGAAACACUGAGUUUCUCACUUUGCUGCCGUGGCAACGAGGCUCCUGUGCUUUUGUAUCAUGACGGAUUAUAGACACUGAUAGACAACGACUGAGAACGUUGCGUUGAGAGCUUUAUAAAGAGCUGCAGACAUGUGGUCCUGUGUCGGAUUAAGGGUGAUUUUGUUUUGGAUGGUAACCUAUUGGAAAACUGUACAUUUAGUUUGGAUUCAGAGAGUCUGCAUGCGUCGUCUACAGCAGCCGAUGCUGAGAGGUCAGGACCUGCACGAUCCACGAGGACCGGCCGGUUAUGGGGAGGACUAGUCGGGGGGCGUGGUCAUUAUACCAAAGUAUGGUGGCAUUGGCUAGAUGGGGUUUAUUGUAUUGUGUUUUUGUUUAAUUUCUUUUUGAUCGUAGUACCGUCGUAUCUACUUGUGCACAGUAUCUGUACCAAAAAACUGGAUUGAUGAGCUGCAGUCUGCCUGUCUUGGGAGGAAUGAAAUUCUGUCUUUUUAUUUGUCUGCAGUCGUCGGACUGGCUCACGUACUUUAAGAUAUACCAAAAAUAUUUGUUAAAAUAAUUGCUGUGUGUCGUCGGUGUAGUCUAGUCGAUAUAUUUAUGAGUACAAUAUCUCUCUUCAUUGUCAACAGAAUAUAGAAAUGCAAUAUUUUGAUGAUCAUUUUCCAAAGAUGACCUUUUUUUCUUAUUAUUUGACAAGUGCUCAACUUUUUUUAAUUGGCAGCACAACUGACCAAAAAGAGCGUGGUUGGCAGGUUGGGGCACGAGAAAGUAGUUUCCUUUACCUUUAAAACCCUUUUUUUUUAUCCCGGACCCCCGCCCCCCCUGACACCUGCUUCUGGUUACCGCUCAGCCAUUUGAUGGCUUUGUUUUCCUUUUCACCUUUUUUGGCUUUUUCCGGUAGCAGUUUGGGACUCUUCUGAAGUGCAAUGGAAUAGUUCCUUUUCUUAGUUUUUUUAUAUACUAAUAAUUAGCCAUGAAUUAACAGCUUCAACCAAAGUGGUUUUCCUCAGUAGUUUCUGUACCUGUCCGAGCACGCAAGUUGACGUUGCAAGUUGACGUUGCUGAUAAAUUAUUUUCCCCCUUUCUCCCACCUCGGUCGAUACCGGAUAUUCCUGAUUUGGUGCUGCCGGAUAAGGAUCACAGAAACUUUGCUUUAACAACUCGCUGCUGAAACAACUGGUGGCGUUGAGAGGCCCCGCAUGCUCGCCUAUAGCUUUACGACCACAGCCUGUGAGAAUCAGGCUUUACGGUUACGACCGCCCUCCCUCCCAGAGGGCUCGCUUCUAGAAAAUGCAUCGACUGGAUCGUCGGAUAACAACAACCAUUUUGAACCAGCAUGCUAUCUAAACACCCCCCGCUCCCCUAAAUCUGUCCGCGGACUAGUUCUGUUCGGUGCUGCACAUCCAACCAACCCACUCGCAGCACGGAGCAUCGUUCUGCGUCCAGAAACCAAUGAAUUCCCACCGUGACGAUGCAUCACUGAGGUCAUAACUGAUCUUUCCAUGUUAUCCGCCGGUGUACUUCUUUUCUGUUGUUGACUUAUUUUGACUGAAUAUACCUCAGCAGCACUGAAACAUAAAGUUCACCUUUAGGCAUUUCUGUGUAUAGAACAGUGUAGAAUGUAUAAUUACGGUCUGGCUCGCCAUUCAAAGUUUAUACUGAUCAACCAUACAUAGGAACCACACAUGAAAGGACAACCUACUACUGCUAUUUUCUAGUACUACUAUUUAUGGGGUAUUUCCAGGUUUAAUUAUUAUUUUGAGAUUUUGAGAUCCUUCUUGCCAAAGUAAAAGCCUUUCUCUUUGCAGCUCGGCGGGUGUCUGGCUGGUUUCCCCGUCUUUAAGGAGCCGGUCCUGUUCCAGUGCUCUUGGUAGUUCCUAAAGAGUUGAACGUGUUGCCAUCGCCACCGUAGGAUGUUACUGAAAUAUUUAUCUGAAUUAGAGAAACGAUCUUUUCUUAAUUCUAUACAUAUAAAUAUAUAUAUAUAUAAACACGUGAAAGAUAUUCAUAUUUUAUAUUUGAACCGGUAUGUUAUCAAGACUGAAUGUAGUGUUUAUCAUGCUUAAUCGGGAAAAAAAAGACAAAAACUCCCCCAAAUGUUCCUUUUUUUGUUGCUAAUUUCUUUUUUCCGAAAAACUGAUGACCAAAAAAAUAAGAGAAUAAAUCUGAGACCACGCCUCCGGCGGCGCGUGAGUCGCUGACACCUGCAAGGUCUCUUCAACAGGAAGUGUUUGUUCAGGCGCUCCUGACUCUGAAGCAUCUGAUCUUAACCUUUUUAAUAGAUUAUUAUUUGUAGUCGUUGUGGACUUGAUUUUUUUGUGCUGUCUUUAACAAUCAUUUUUAAAAAAUCUUUUUUUUCUAUAUAUAUAUAUUACUUUAUGCCUUUUAAAAAUUGUUUUGUAUAGUGAGAGGACAAGAUCACUGGCUUUCUUAGUUUGACAAAGAAGAUUAACAUUAUCAUUUAUGCCUUAUUGUUACGUAGAAGACAUGAGCAUUGUAGCGCGUGUGUGUGUGUGUGUGUGUGCUUGAGCACAUCUGGUGCAUCGUUUUCACUGAAACUAAACCGUGUACUUUGGGCAUUUUGGAGCGUGGGAUGAUGAUGAUGUCGCUACCUGUGAUUUUCGGUGCGACUCCGACAGGUCGAGGACACUUGCGAGAAAAGCUUUACUAAUAUUUCCAGCAGGUGGGUGCGUGUGUCAGAGUCUUUAUAAAGAGAGAAUAGGAAGGGCCGUCUGCAAAACCAUUAUGGUGCAUGUCCAUCUUUCACCUGGCGUUUGAGAGUGAUUUUAAAAAAACAUGGCGAGACAUCAGAGGACUGAUUCAGACACUACUGAUUAACGGAGGCCUGAAGCCAGGUCAGGGGUCAAAGUACAGCUUGUGGUCCUAGUUGGACGGUUUAAUCUCGACUAAUGAUUUUAACUGACGUCCUUUUUGCCGCCAGCUUUGUUUUUUCGUGCUUUUGUGUGAUUUCGGCGACCCAGAGAGUCGGCGACGCUCUGGUGGAUCAGCCGGGAAUCGAGUUGGAGUUUGUCGACCCGCCGAGUGCGGCGCACCGGUUUAGGCAACAGGAGCUGUUGUAUACCUCAUUUCUAACUCGCGACUGAGUGAAACCUGCUUUAAUCUACUUGUGAAAUACAAAAUAUAUAUGACGGAAAAAGAAAAAAAAACACAAAUACAGACACUUGUGUCAUUUGAGAAGCCCGUUCAUACCUGUACUUUGUGCUGGUCGUGGACAAGGCCACCACAAGGGGGGCCCAAGACAGACCAGGACUCUACAUUAUGAAUGUCUGCUGUUUUUCUUUCAUGAUUUGGUGGGUUUUUUGCUGCACUCUGAUGUAUUCUUUUCUGCAUUGGAUGGAAAUGAUUUGUUGUAACUUGGGAUUUAAGUUUAUUUUCGUGUAUUGUACUCACGGCCAGUUAAAAGUUACUUUUUGUGAUAUGAAUAACCCCCCUCCACGUUUAAACACUUUAAGUUUGACAAUCUUGUUUUUUCAAAAGUUUUUCUUCAUUUCCUCUCUGACCGAGUACAGGUAUGUACACGUCUUCCCACGCCCUGCUCUCUGUUUCCCGCGGUACCAACACAAACCAAAGACUUGUCACUUGAUUGUAUGUAAAUGGCGCCCGCCUCAAAGCUCAGCAUCCAUGUCCCCGGGCUGCACGCUCUCACCCGAGUCCUCUGUUCAUCUGUCGAGAGGUUGCUUUGUAAUUGCAUGCGAAUGUGUAUCCGCCCUGGAAACACUGCGCCGGUGGUUUUAGUGCCUGUGGGCGGGGCUUAAAGGAGGUUGGGGGCGGGGACUGAUCGGGCUUCUCUGACUGACACGCAGCAAUCUUGUGGAAGCUGGGUGAUGUUUGUUAAGACACACUGGGGCUUUAUUCCUGUGCACACGACAUGCUCAGGACUCUAUGGUUUGCUUGUCUUCAGCGGCGUGUCGCGAGGAUCUCUCGCUCUCUCUCGUGUGGAAAUGCUGUUCCUGCCUCUCAGUAUGUCCGUCUCUUCCUCGUCAUCUGAACACUGAAUAGUCCAGAACCUUUAACCCUGUUGUCUCCAGGAAUACACAUCCUGCAGUCGAUUUCAAACUCACUGCUGUGUCCUUCUCCUCCUCCUCUUCCUCCCCUUUUCCCACCUUCCGCUCUCCUUUGACAUCGUCUCUUCACGACGGACUCUGAUCGGCUGUGACACUAUGCAUCAUGGUCCUUCACUCUGCAUGGACAGUGUCCCUCUGGCCGACGGGCUUCAGUGACGCUGCGUCAUGCUUUCCUCCAGGCGGGGUCGUCGGACCCCACGAGCGCUAUCCCAAAGCAAAAAUCCAAAUAUUUAACUUUUUGACAAAUGCAGAUACCAAAGAUAUCUCUCUGUCCUGUGUCUUUCUCUGUUUUUCUCUCCCUUCCACCCUGCAGCAUGUGUAUUAAGAGACAAACCCAGCACUGGCUUUAGUCCUAGCCUCAGUAAUUCCAAAGCUAGAUGUAUAUUUUGGUAUAUUUCCGAGAAGAACGUGCGUGGAAAGCGUCUGUUUCUCGUUUGUUUGUUGUAACCUCUUUUUUGUCUGUCGCAGCAUGGAACUAAUUGCAGAAUUGUCUUACUCUUGGUAGGUUAAAGAUAUAGUAUUUUUGUAUGUUUUGGGAUUUGUCGUGUGUGUGUGUGUGUGUGAGAGAGAUUAUCAGUUCACAGCCUAAGUGACCAUAUGGCUUUCAAACAAGGAAAAAUGAGAAAGAGAAAAGAAAAAGGAACCGCCAUGUACAUAUUUCGUCUCAUGUAUGUCAAGAACUGCAUUGUGUAAAACAUUUACUACACGCGUGAACAGCUUGGGCUCAUCUAGAGGAAUGUGUCCCCGAUUUUUAUUUCCCUUUUUGUUAUUCUGCAGUCUCGUGAUGACGGUCUCUCCGGGACUCUCAGCGUCGAGGGUCCUGGUUUCCAUCGGGGACAAAUCGCUGAGCUGUGCUCUCAUUGGACGAAAAAUAAACAAAGAAACUGCCUCCAGUGUAGAACUGAGAGGUCGUGUAGGAGUUUUAAGUAUGUGAAUCAGGAUACAUAGUAGAUUUUGAUGCAUUUGUCUGCUGUAUUUUUGUUGGUUUUGUUUUUAUACACAUAUACAAAUAAUCUUUUACUGUAACUGUACAGUUCUCUUUUGUUGUAAACAUCAUUAAAACAUUUUCCAAGUGUUUUGACAUGA